AGAAUCUUGAGAAUAAAUUUUCCAGCUCAACUGACCAUAAUAAUUUCGUUUCAUCAUCUUUAUAAAAAUUGCUCCUGAAAUUACAAUCUAUUCGUAUUUGAUUCUCAGUUUCCUGUUGGGCGGAAUUCUCUAGGUAUUUUUUAUGUCUUUUAUUUAAUCAUUUCCAUUGCUUUUUCGUCUUUAUUAAGCUAUAUAACAAUUUCUUAGCCAGGAAUUGUUUGUGGUUUUCUCGUUAAAUCUCUUACCGGAGAAACUGUUUCAAUUCGUGGGGUUUUUUUUUUUUUUUUUUCAUCAUUUCUCGUCAUCACCAUUUGGCCUGAGUUUUCCCCCUUCAAUUUUAGUUCUGGGCUUUCAUUGAUGGAGGUUAAAGGGUUUUAUCUGGUUCCGCAAAGUGAAAAUUUAUUGUUGUGAAUUUUGCAGAUAUAGUUGGUGAGUAAGUUGAUUGUUUCCAUUCGUUCAUGUCCAUAAUUGGUCAAGAGGGGAUCAUCUCGGAAGUGGAAUUAUAAACGUCAAACGUCCCAGCGCUUAAAGGUUACUUUUUUAUCCUUCUUUGAUGUUUUGCAGAUUUGAAUUUAUUCUGGCCAAAGGAGAUGUUGAAUGUUCUGAAUUUGCUAUGUUUACUUUUGGGGUUUAAUUUUUGAGAUGGAAUUAAGAUAUGGAAGGAGAAGAUUGCUGCUCUAGCUUUUUUAGCAUUUGAACAGAAAAUGAGGAAACUUUGAAGUAGAAUCAUUUUCGUGUUGAUGAUUGUCUGUUUAGCAUCCUGUCUGUUUUCAUUCACUUCUCUUGUUCUUGCAGUUAGGGGCAAUUUUUUCUGCUGUUAUGUGCAAGCGCUUACUUACCAGUUCAUUUCUCUAAUGGCAUUUAUUAUGAUGUUUGUUUAGGUCUCUGUGGUUUAAUUUAGUCACUAAAUUGCUAUGAAGGUGUUGUGCAUAUGUACUCAUUUAAAUUAGUUACAGUGGUUACGUUUUAUUACACUGUUCACCAUGGAUGUCUGUUACCUUUAUUGGUGUAUGAGCCAAAGCACAUGCCUUUACAUAAUUCGAGUGCCAUUUGUUGCAUUAGUUAUGUUGCCACGUGAUUUGGUUAUGUUGUGUUGCCAUGUGGUAUAGAAAUUGAUGCUGUCGGCUCGGGGUGAAUCUCUUAAAGAUAGGAAGAUAUAAUCGGACUUGGUAAUUUUGUCGGUGUAUUAGAAACAGCUGUCAAAAAUUGAUGGCUUGCAUGUUUUAUUUGUUGCCGAGUGUACAGAAAAGAACGGUGUUACUCCGAGGUUCCACUUGUAGCUUGUUGCCUAGCAAACUCUUUCACCGUUUAUGUUGUGAAUGACACCUCAAGGUAGAAAGUAAAUUUAGAGGGAUUUAUCCGCAGUCCAGACUUCAGACUAUAGCCAGAUGUCACUAGCAAAAAUUACCGGAUGGAUAAAAUUUUUGACUUACAUAUGCUUUAAAUAUAGCGAUCAGUUUUAGUUCUUAACAUCGUAAAUGCUUUAUUCUCUGCGUCCUUCCAAAAUGGUACGCGUGAAAUAUGUGAUGGAAUAGACGCAUUUCCUGAUCACUAUUUUUCUCCUUUUUUUUUGUUUUGGCUGAUAUAAACCAUAAAAUCAAGAACUCAAAUUAUGGGGGGCGGGGGUAGACAAAAGUGAAAGUGUGAACUGGAUCCCACAAGUGUGGAGCUUCUUUGAUAUUGACAAAGUGUUCAUUUGAAAACCAAUGCCCUCAUUGUGAAUGAAUCUUGUCAUCUUAGGUUUGGUGCAUGUUCAACGUGCACAGUGAUGAUGUGUUUGAGUAGCCCAAACUGCAAAAAUUCAGCACCCCUUUACUUUGUUUCUUCAAAAAGAAAAUAAAAAUAAAGGGAAGGAUAAGAAAUGGUGAUGUAAUCAUCUCUUCUUGGUGCAUCUAAUCUUCAAGUCAUGAUUAUUUAUUUAUUUAUUUUUCCUUUGUUUAGGAACCUAGUCCAUUGCUGCUAAAUUGUGCAGUUCUUUUACUAUGCAUAAGACAUGUUACAUUGAAGUAGGAAUUGUUCCUGACUUCCUGUUCAUCAAAUCUCCUUACCUGCCUCAUGGUCACGUGGUUUAGUUAUCUAAUUGUAAACAAACAAUGUUGCCCUGCAUUCAGAACACAAAAACUUCAUCUCAACAAAAGUAUGUUCUUUUUCUGAUUUGUUUGAUGUGGAUGCACCACUUUAGUUCUUGUUCUUUUACUGCCCCUCCCACCAAAUGGUUUAACUGAUUUGUUGAAAGCUGAACCUAUGUAGCCCUACUAUCAUAUUUUUCAUGUAGGGAUCUUGCAAAUUAUAGAUGUGUGGUAGAUGUCAAUUUAGAAGGUCAGAAAUUCCAUGUUAUAAAAGUUAAAAGAUUCAUAUAUUAUAAGUUUGCGAUCUAGUUCUUGGGAAUAGAUAUUUUAAACCAUGGCGAUAAGUUCUAAAUCCACCUCUUCCUGGCAUCUAAUCUUAUACAGUCGUGGAACGUAUACGCUACUGUCAUGAGUUUCAGGUUUAUAUAUACAGAUAUACUGCCUCCACAUUCUUUCUAAUGCCUUUAUUCAAAAAACAAUUCUAGAAAAGGGUCGCCCGGAGCAUAGAAGUUUAUGCAUGUGCAGGGUCUGGGAAAGGGUUGGGCCAUUAAUCUCUGAUCCCUGCAGCAUUAUCUUAUAUCUUAUAUUUCUGUAAGUGGCUGCUGUGGAAACUUGAGUCUGGCCUCAGGUCACAUUGCAACAGCUGUCCCUGCUGCGAGACAUGGGUCCUACUUAGAAAAUAAGUCUACAUUAAUUUCUUAAGAUACGUCCAUUGAAAGACUGCUUUUUGUGGAAGCUAGCUCCUUUAUUGCAUUUCCAUUUCUGUUUCUGAAAAUGAACCAACGAUCACGUGAUGGAGAAGAGCCAACUGUUGUAGGAUUUGAGGUUCCAAGGUCACCAGAUUCCAGUUACAACAGCGUGUACCCUGGUAAUGAAGAUGAAGGCCGGGAACCCCCCAUGGUGCCUCCACAUCUGCAACAUACCAUGCUAAACUGUCCUCCGAUUAGAGAUCCUUCCGUGUCCCUCCCAUUGCCACAGAAUGUCACCUUGAAUCAUCUUUACCUGGAAAAUCGGGAGACUCCUCGUGCCGUAGUUGGACUCGGGGUCACUCAACGGUUCCGCUCUAAGUAUGUCACUGUUGUCCUUUACAAACCAGUUCAAAGAAGGGGAGGCAGCAGCGCGUAGGGUCGCUAUGAGGUGUACAAAAACCAUUUGGGGGCAUGCCUAUUUUUCGCACCAGAGAUGAUGACAGAUAGAUAAAAUGGAAAUUUUAGCAGCUAGGUUUUAUUGCUGAAAUGCUGCUGUUAAAACAUAGGAUGAUUCCUUUUGGACUUUAUAUUUAUGAUGAUUCCUGAGAUACCGUGUAAUUUUAUUUUUUUUUAUAGAUUAGUGUUUAGGUUGAACAAGUUACCCUUAGUUUGGUUUUUAGAAGGAAAACAAAAAAUCAAAUUAAUGUACUCUUAAAUUGUUUCAGUGAUUAAAUAGCUUUACAUGUUUGAUGAGGAGCAAAGCCCCUAGCUACUUCUUACAUGCAAACAAAACAGUGCGUUUUAUUUUAUUUUCCUUUUCUUUUUCUUCUUUUCUUGGCCCACCGAUAGCUGUAACGGUGUGACCCCAAUAUUUUUAACCCAACAUACU
Oldenlandia corymbosa var. corymbosa is the source of this 3647-nucleotide messenger RNA. The record is from the annotation of a GenBank genome assembly. Lineage: Eukaryota; Viridiplantae; Streptophyta; Magnoliopsida; Gentianales; Rubiaceae.